UUAAAUAACACGAGGACGAUACGUUGGCUCUUUACAUUGGGAUCAUCAACUGAACUUUAUUUAUAUAUACUGUACUGCAAAAUUGAAAUUAUUUAUUUGUUCUGUACUAUGGGAAAAGAAAGUUUAUGGCUGCUGGUAAUCGGAUUUUCUCUUAUUGCAAGCGAACCAAUUUUCAACUCUACUGAAGAAGUAUUUACUAUUUCAGGGAACUCCACUGAGCAGACAGUGGACUACAGUGACAUCGAGUCCAAGUUCUCCAUCAGGAGUGCAGAAUUCCCCGACGAGGAUCUUUGCUAUCUUGUCCCAGGAGAACGGGACUCUGUUUCGGACUGCAACUUCAAAAAUGACUCCCAAACCUUCCUUAUUAUCCACGGAUGGUCGGUCGCAGGUCUGUUUGAGAGCUGGGUCUAUAAGCUUGUGACGGCUCUGUUUGAUCGUGAACCCAGUGCUAAUGUCGUUGUUGUGGACUGGCUGGAUCGGGCCAACGAACACUACCCCAGAUCAGCAGAGAACACGGGCCUGGUGGGCGCAGACGUGGCCAAGUUCAUCGACUGGCUGGAGGAGCUGGACUACCCGCUGGAGAAAGUGCAUCUUCUAGGCUACAGUCUCGGUGCACAUGUGGCAGGAGUCGCAGGAAACCUCACCAACAACAAAGUCAACAGAAUUACAGGUCUCGACCCAGCGGGCCCCAGCUUUGAGAAUGCAGAGAGUCUGAGGCGUCUGUCACCGGAUGACGCCUCGUUUGUGGACGUCCUGCACACAAACACCAGAGGCUCACCGGACCUCAGCAUCGGCAUCCAGAGACCCGUGGGUCACGUGGACAUCUACCCCAACGGUGGCACUUUCCAGCCCGGCUGCACCAUCCAGAACACCAUGAAGCUCAUCGCCACCUACGGCAUAUACAACAUGGACCAGAUAGUCAAAUGUUCCCACGAGCGCUCUAUUCACCUGUUCAUCGACUCGCUGGUGAACCGGGCGCACCAGAGCUGGGCGUUUCGCUGCAGCUCCAGAGACUCCUUCAACAAGGGACUGUGUCUGAGCUGCCGCAAGAACCGCUGCAACAAACUCGGGUACAACGUCAACAAGAUCCGCAGCAGCAGGAGCGCAAAGAUGUACCUCAAAACCCGGGACAUGAUGCCGUAUAAGGUGUUUCAUUACCAGAUUAAGCUGCAUCUUUUCAGCGAUAAAAACAUGACUUUGCUGGAGCAGCCAAUGAAAGUGUCUCUGUUCGGGACGACCGAUGAAAGCGAUGACAUCUCCGUCAUUGUGCCCAGCCUGACCAGCAACAGCACCAUCUCCUUCCUGGUGACGUCCGAUAAAGACAUCGGAGAGCUCCUGAUGCUGAACAUCCACUGGGAGAAGGACUCGUAUCUCUACGGCUUCUUCAGCACCAAUCAGUUCACCAUUCGCAGAAUGAGGAUUAAAUCUGGAGAAACACAGUCCAAGGUAAUGUUCAGACCCAAAGAUGGAGAGUUUGGUUCCCUCAUUCAGGGUGGAGAGCCAGUUUUGUUUGUGAAGUCCAGCGAGACGCAGCAGAGCAGGAGAGAGGAGAGGAAGCACAGACUGAAACAUCACGGAAGCUUCUUCAAACAGGGCGUCAAUGAAGCAACCGCAGUUAUGAGAAAAGAACCGGCGUCACUUCAUAAUGAAUCAACAGAGGUCAUCAUGACAGAAACAACCACGAAUAUAAACACGACUUUAUGAGUCAACAGAUA
Rhinichthys klamathensis goyatoka is the source of this 1715-nucleotide messenger RNA. RefSeq names its product lipoprotein lipase (gene lplb). Gene Ontology annotation, biological process: lipid metabolic process. NCBI's taxonomy places the organism in Eukaryota, Metazoa, Chordata, Actinopteri, Cypriniformes, Leuciscidae. Bases 109 to 1704 code for a protein of 531 amino acids. The record is from RefSeq and is a predicted model, not a curated record. The transcript has 10 exons. Gene Ontology annotation, molecular function: lipoprotein lipase activity; apolipoprotein binding.